Spodoptera frugiperda (fall armyworm) is the source of this 1838-nucleotide messenger RNA. RefSeq names its product trafficking protein particle complex subunit 12. Bases 87 to 1811 code for a protein of 574 amino acids. Gene Ontology annotation, molecular function: protein binding. The record is from RefSeq and is a predicted model, not a curated record. Gene Ontology annotation, cellular component: TRAPP complex; Golgi apparatus. The transcript has 11 exons. Lineage: Eukaryota; Metazoa; Arthropoda; Insecta; Lepidoptera; Noctuidae.
UGUCAAUUGUCAGCAUUCAUGUCAUGUCACAGUAUUUGUUAUCUGCGAGGUAUUUUAGUGAUAAAAGCGAACUAUAAACAGAAAAAAUGGAUAAUAAACCGUCACUGAGUCAAUAUUUCGGUGAUAAGGAAGUACCACCCGCCUCCCAGUUUUUCGAUGAAAUCGGGACGUCGCCAUCGGACAUGGUACAAAGCAUUUAUUUGGGCGAGCCCGAAGGUAACGUUUCAGCCAAUCAAACGACGACAAAUAAUCUUUUUCCCCAAAAUAUGUCGGUUUCGUUUACACAACAUAAGACGUCAGAGGAGAUGACUUUUACAAAUGUUUUGCCUACUGUGAGUGGGUCUACUGCAGUGCCUGCAGCGAGUUUACCAGAUCCAUCAACGUUCUUCGACACUAUUGGCCCUGAACCACAGAUUGCUCCGACUAAACCCAGUAUUGCCACCCCAACAGUACUUGCUGAAGCGAUGGACGGACUAAGUAUUAAAAACCAGCCUGUAGACAAAGAAGCGGACAGGAGAAGAGAUGCCUGGAUACCAAAUGAUGAAGCCAAGAAAACAUUGAUGAAGGCACAAUCUUCACCUAAAGGCUCGUUCUUCCCUGAGAGAGAAGUCCUAACAAUGCCUGGAUUAAUACUCGAAGAGGAAUUGGCCGAUGCCCUCCAAGAAGUAGCAGUGAAGUACCUGGGAGUAAGUUCGGCCGGUAGCCGAGGAGUGGUGAGGGCGGAACACGUGAGUCGUGACGAGGCGGGGCUGCGAGAACUACUGCGCACUGGGUACUUGAGGGCAGCUAUCAACCUCACUCAUGUACUGAUCAGUGCUGCUGGACAAGGUGUGGGUCGCAUGCAUCGCCCCACGAAACACACGCCGCGCUCGCUGCAACUCUGGCUGACGAGGUUCGCAGUGAUGCUGCGGAUCAAGCUCACAGACCCGUUGCUCAAGGAGGCUGAGCCGUUCGGAGAUUUCAGCAAGCCUGACAUGUUUUAUGAGUUCUACCCAGACUCGUACGACAAUCGCACGGGCAGUCUUGUACCGUUCUCCCUGCGAUUAUUAGUCGCAGAGCUGCCGGCGCAUGUCGGGAAACCGGACGAGGCGGUCGACAGACUGUAUGCUAUGUUGGAUGUUAUACAAACGAUGUUAUCAAACCUCCGUGAAGGCAAGACAGAGGACGGAUCAGCUACCAUAACGGAGACGGACAAAACAGAGUCCAUUCGUCUCUGGAUGGGCAGAGAGACGAGAGUCAUGCACUCGCUCGUCAACUGCGCUAUUGCUAUGAAGGACUACCGCCAAGCAGCCCGGAUACUAAGUACCCUGCAGCAACAAGCCAGCAGCGCGGGCGCGCGUCGCGCGGCGUGCAGCGCGCUGUGCCGGCUGUGGCUGCUGGCCGGGCACGUGCGCGCCGCCACCGCCUGCCUCGACGCCGCCAGGGACGCACGACAUCACAUAUGUCCGACUCCCGACGUCCGUGAAUACGUGGAUAUGGGCCUAAUAGACAUAGCGCACGGCAAGUACCAAGACGCGUACAAUAACUUCGCCAGAGCCGCUGAUCAAGAACCUACUAAUAUUAUGGUCGCAAACAACCUAUCAGUCUGCCUACUCUACAUGGGACGUCUAAAAGAAGCCAUAGCCGUUUUACAAAAGGCUAUAAACUCAGACCCAGAAAGAGGAUUGAAUGAGAGCCUUCUAAUAAAUCUCUGUACACUAUAUGAACUAGAAUCUUCCAAAACUAAUGAAAAGAAACUAAAUUUACUAAGAAUGCUUUGUAAAUAUAAAAGUGAUACUAUACCUAAUGUUUUAGAGUGUUUGAAAUUGUAAAUAAAUUAUUAUUGUUGUUAUAAAAGA